Paramuricea clavata is the source of this 315-nucleotide messenger RNA. NCBI's taxonomy places the organism in Eukaryota, Metazoa, Cnidaria, Anthozoa, Malacalcyonacea, Plexauridae. The record is from the annotation of a GenBank genome assembly.
AUGGAUCUCAUUAACUGUAUUAUUGAAAUCCUUGGUGUCCUAGCUAAAGUUUCCCCAAAGUGUAUCAUCAAAGUGUAUCGUGGUCACAGAACAAAAGAUAUUGUUGAAAAGGGGUUGCAUACACUGCCAUCUUUUGGAAAGGGUAAAGCUAUUUUCAAGAAUGAUAAGGGUGCAUUUAAACUUAUUCACGUAUUGAUUGCAAUGGGAUUUUUAUCAGAAAAUUUGCACAAUUCAAAAGAUGCUAAUAUGACACCAUUUAUAACUGUAGAAGACCAUUCGGAUCUUUCAAAUGGAAUAAGAACUAUAGUUAUGUGA